UGUUCAAAACUUUAUUAUAAUCGGCUGUGCCUAGAACCCUUACUACUUGCAUAUGACCUCAUGGUUAAGUGUCUGAUGUCUUAAGUAUUUAUAUAGUUUGCUAGCUAACGUCCCUCCUCCAGACGUGGGUCCCAGACCUCACAUUCUCCUCCAGACGUGGGCCCCAGACCUCACGUUCUCCAAACAUGGGUCCCAGACCUCACGUGCUUCAGACGUGGGUCCCAGACCUCAUGUUCUCCUCUAGACGUGGGUCCCAGACCUCACGUUCUCCUCCAGACGUGUGUCCCAGACCUCACGUUCUCCUUCAGACGUGGGUCCCAGACCUCACAUUCUCCUCCAGACAUGGGUCCCAGACCUCACGUUCUCCCCCAGACGUGUGUCCCAGACCUCACGUUCUCCUUCAGACGUGGGUCCCAGACCUCACAUUCUUCAGACGUGGGUCCCAGACCUCAUGUUCUCCUCCAGACGUGGGUCCCAGACCUCACGUUCUCCUCCAGACGUGGGUCCCAGACCUCACGUUCUCCUCCAGACGUGGGUCCCAGACCUCACGUUCUCCUCUAGACGUGGGUCCCAGACCUCACGUUCUCCUCCAGACGUGUGUCUCAGACCUCACGUUCUCCUUCAGACGUGGGUCCCAGACCUCACAUUCUCCUCCAGACAUGGGUCCCAGACUUCACGUUCUCCUCCAGACGUGUGUCCCAGACCUCACGUUCUCCUUCAGACGUGGGUCCCAGACCUCACAUUCUCCUCCAGACGUGGGUCCCAGACCUCACGUUCUCCAGACGUGGGUCCCAGACCUCACGUUCUCCUCCAGACGUGGGUCCCAGACCUCACGUUCUCCAGACGUGGGCCCCAGACCUCACGUUCUCCAGACGUGGGUCUCAGACCUCACGUUCUCCAGACGUGGGUCCCAGACCUCACGUUAUACCAACAACCUCAAAUAUACCAAAGGGUCAUAAGCAGCUUUGGGUUUUCCCUGGUUACAUAAAUACAGCCUGGAGUUAUUAUGAAUACUUGUUUGUUUGCUAAUGUAUAGAAGCAAAUCUGUGACAAUGUUUUGAAUUUUAUAAGGCAUUGAAUACUUAACCUUUUAGAUGCGUGAGUUCUAAAUAUUUCCGACGGUCCCCACAGCGUAAGUUAUUAUUCCGAAACAGGAGCUAGCUAGCUUUGGUUAGCUUCUGGGCUAACUUACCUAGCAUAAUACUCGUAGCAAUGCUACUACCAUGCUAUUGUUACUUGUUAGCAUAAGUACAUUUUGAAACCAUACUAAACCGUUUGUCGCAUAGUUUUUGUCUAUCGGAAAAUAUUCAAUUGUAAUGUUCGAAAUCGCAUAUAUGCGACGUUACGCUGUGAGACCCGCAUUCAAGCGAUCACAUAUGUGCGACACUAUUUCUUAACGGGUCAAUAUUCAAAUGUAAACACCACUGAAUUUGUUGGUUUUAAAUGCACCUCUUUUAAUAUUUAAAUAUUAAUUUAUUUCAACGUAAAAAAAAAUUCUGAUCCCAAAAUUCAAGGUUCAGAAAUUCUAAAAGAACAAAAUUCAGGCUGCUCAAAUUAAAAUGGUGAAAUUCAGAUCCAGAAAAUUUGAACCCAAAUCUUUUUUUACAAAAUAUUCUGAUUGCAAGGUCUGGGAUACCCAGUGUUUUUUUCUUUUGGCUCUAUUAUUAGAUUUGUUUGCAUUUUUGGCAUCUGAAUUUUACUGGUCUAAUUUGAGCUGGGAUACCAAGGUAUUGCUUGCCUCAGACCCAACCUCUCUCCUCAGACCCCAGCCUGUGAUUGGAUGACUGAUCUGCAUGUAUGACUGCCUGCAGCGAAACCUGGAUGAGAGGGGCCCGAGGAGAAAAAAAAUAUUGCAAGAUCCGGAAUUUUUUUCUAUUUACAUUUCUGAAACUUGAAUUGUUAUUUUUUUAUUUUGGGGAUCUGAAAUUUACUGUUCGAAUUUGAGCAACCUGAUUUACUGAAUCAGAUGGAUCAGAUUUUUUUUUCCAUUUUAAAGAGGUUAAUUAAAAACCAACAAAUUCGGUGGUGUUUAAAUUUCAAUAUUAAGUAUUCAAUGCCUUUUAAAAUUCGAAACAUUAUGUCACUGAUUUGCUUCCAUACUAAUGAUUUUACACCAAACUUUUUACACCAAGAAUAAUGAACCUGGACACAUCUAAUUGCUGUCUCUUCUGCCCCCAGAU
Messenger RNA from Osmerus eperlanus (European smelt), 2180 nucleotides. Its product is annotated as mucin-2-like. The record is from RefSeq and is a predicted model, not a curated record. Lineage: Eukaryota; Metazoa; Chordata; Actinopteri; Osmeriformes; Osmeridae. Bases 186 to 959 code for a protein of 257 amino acids. The transcript is spliced from 2 exons.